AGUAGCUGUGGUUGCUAUGAGACCUCAGUGAAGACUUUCGUUUUCCUUUCCGGUGUGGACGCGGAGCUGGAACCGACAGAUGGGGGAAGAUGGCCGGCUUGGAGGCGCUGUUCACUUGUGUCGCAGGUCAAAUCGAGUGUCCGCAGGACGCCGUCGUGUGCUUCGUUCACUGGGAGAUGAUAAAGAAUGGCUACCGGUGCAUCGGGUCUGGAGACGAGCCCAGCAGUCGGGAUAAAAAGUCAGAGCUGCUUCCUGCUGACUGGAGCAGCAACAAGGAGCUGUACAGCCUGCGUUACAAAACCAGCGGCGCGGACACUGAGAUGGUCCUGAAGGCCAUCGCUGUGGACUCCACGCUCAUCUUCAACCUAAUGAACUCCGGCACCAAGCAGGUUUCAGACCUGAUGGUGAACGUCAGCGAAUACGUCAACGCCGAUCAGCUGACCACGUUUGACAGCGUGUUCAGAGACGCAGACGGUUUGUCUGAGAAGGUGAAGGCUCAGCUGCUGCCCGCCCAGAGAAAGCACGAACGCAGCAGACGGGAGGAGGGCGAGUCGUCUCAGAGGAGGAGGGAGGAAGACGGAGACCCCCUGCGGAUGCCCUGCAGACACCCCGCCACGGCGCAGCCUCACUGGCCCGACCCGCUGAAUCCUCCAUUCGCAGCCGGAGGAGCAGAUCUGGAUCCGUUUGGGUCAGCGGGUGGGGGCGGGAUGAUCGUGGACCCUCUGAGGUCCGGGUUCCCUCGCUCCGGCUUCGACCCGUCCAGCGGGAUCCCAGACAUCCUGCCUCCUGGAGCCGUCCCCCCGGGGGCCCGCUUCGACCCGUUUGGACCCGUGGGACGCCACAGACCGGGGCCCGACCCCGACCACAUGCCGCCGCCCGGAUACGACGACAUGUUCAUGUAGCGCUCGGCGCCGGUUCCUGCUUCUGUUGCUCCUGCUCACACCGCAGAACCGGGUCCGGUCCAGUUCUGGUUCCGGUCCAGAACCACCACGGAUGGUCCAAUGACAGGAGGGGUUCUCUGAAAACGACAAAUAAAAUAUUCACUCAGA
Poeciliopsis prolifica (blackstripe livebearer) is the source of this 1049-nucleotide messenger RNA. RefSeq names its product proteasome inhibitor PI31 subunit-like. Lineage: Eukaryota; Metazoa; Chordata; Actinopteri; Cyprinodontiformes; Poeciliidae. The record is from RefSeq and is a predicted model, not a curated record. Gene Ontology annotation, molecular function: proteasome binding; endopeptidase inhibitor activity. Gene Ontology annotation, biological process: proteasome-mediated ubiquitin-dependent protein catabolic process.